AUGGUGGCCGCUAGGUUGUGUGUUGGUGCACUAGUCUUUAUAGGGUUCGUUGGUGCCUUCGCCUUCAGCGAUCACAAUACGAUCGAAAAAAGUUUUGUCCAGGCACAGCACGAGUGUGUGGCAUAUCUAAACCUUCCAAAGCAUCGGCUCUACCAGUACUUGGUGAACAAUUAUUCAAACGAUGCUAAAACCAAACUAAUGAUCCGCUGCGUCGGGUUGAUUUUGCGCUGGUGGAACUCGGAAGGAACGCUUAACGAGCAUGUAAUGGCCCAGUACUUCCUACCAGACCCUGCAGAUUCAACUUAUUGUGAGCGUACGCGCAUGUGCAUCGAGAACAAAGCUCCGGAGGGAGAUGAACUGUGUGAUCGUGCGUUCGAAACGUUCCAGUGUUAUUUGCAGCAGUACGGAGAGCUACUGAACUGUCCCAAAGUAGUUCCACUGAGUGACGAACGGCUUGCCGAAACGAUGCAUUUUUGUCUGGACGUGUUGAGUUUGCCGUUGUCUUACUUCGAGAACUAUACCAGCUCGGCUGAACUGUUCCUUGCCACAGACGAGUCCCGUUGUUUGCUCCGAUGUUUCGUCAUUCGAACCGGACUUUAUUCUGACCAUCACGGACCAUUUGCCGACCGGUUUAAGCUACAGUUUGGUCCACCCAGCUCGGAUGCCUACAACAACGAUCUAGAAGGGGACUACUGCGUAACUCGACUACGCCGGGAAGGAUAUGACGAAUGUUCGCUAGCUGCACGCUCUCUGUACGAAUGUUAUUACUUUGCAGAUACUCUACUGCCCAUAUUUGAACGUAUAAUACCCAUUUUAAAGCUUGUCAUGUCCGCGUCAUCGGACGAAGCAGCGAUAAAGUCAAACUGUUGUUCAUCAAGCAAAAUAAAACAAACUGAAUAG
Molecule: messenger RNA, 900 nt
Organism: Anopheles maculipalpis
Lineage: Eukaryota; Metazoa; Arthropoda; Insecta; Diptera; Culicidae
Product: general odorant-binding protein 45-like
Exons: 1
Coding region: 1-900 (299 amino acids)
Biological process (GO): sensory perception of smell
Molecular function (GO): odorant binding
Source: RefSeq, a predicted model, not a curated record